Paramacrobiotus metropolitanus is the source of this 2805-nucleotide messenger RNA. RefSeq lists its product as uncharacterized. Gene Ontology annotation, cellular component: nucleus. The record is from RefSeq and is a predicted model, not a curated record. Gene Ontology annotation, molecular function: protein binding. Lineage: Eukaryota; Metazoa; Tardigrada; Eutardigrada; Parachela; Macrobiotidae.
AUGGAGGAUAGCGAAGUGGCGGACAGCUCCUUCUAUCAGCUGUUAACUCCUGCAGCCGAUGCGAUGGAAUUCAACGCGUCGCUGCAGGCUUCGUGCAAACGGGAUGCAUCUCCCGCAGUCCACUCUCCAGCCCAGCGCGUCUCCAGGACGUCUGCGGUCAAAUCCCGGCGGUCCACAUCAUCAACGUCGGGUUUGGGCAAGAAACGUGAAAGAGUUUGUCGACCAAUAAAUAACGGGAAUAAGCCGUCAAGCAAUGCAUGCAUGCACUGCCUGCGCGAUGUGCUGGAUGAACCGUGUCCGUUGCAUUCGCAUUCUGUACCCGACACCGAGGUGCUACCCUUGGCGCUGGCCACGCUUCCCGCGUCGCUUUCCUUCAUUCGCGCACAGGCUGAUGCUGCACCUUGUGGUAUCCGCGCAGAGAGUAACUUUCCCUCCCGCACGGUCUUCGGACCGAUGCAUGGCGUGCUGCCCCACGCCAAGCUGCAGCCGCCCCUCUUCGGCAUCCCGGACCGUCCCACGCUGCACGGUAUCCUGCGUUUCCACGCGGAAUCCCCUCAUGGCUGCAACUGGAUGCACUUCGUCCGACUGGCCAUCCACACCGCCGAAUGCAAUAUCACUGCCUACAACGUCGACGGGCAGGUGUACUUCGCCACAAAGAGGGACAUUGUGGCGGGGGAAGAGCUGACCGUCUGGUAUUCGGUCAAUUACGCCAAAGCAAUGAGAAUCUCGGGUUGCUUACGGGAGAGCGGUAAUAAUACCGUUCGCUGUCGUAAGAACAAGGGCGACAAAAUUCUGUCGAGAUCGUACCGCGAUGAUCUCGUAGUUGCGCAUGGUUUGCCCGACUCGUGUCAGCUCUACGAAAAUAUCGCGUCCGUCGCACUCGAUCUGCUCCAAUCGGCCAGCAGGGAUCUAUCGCUUCACGAACGGAUAGGAAACGAAAACGAUGGUACAGCCACUAGCACGGACGUGACAGAACACGACGAAACAGUCGCGGCGAGUGUAUGGGACAAAGAUGAAGCGGAACUGUCGCCUACAGCGUCUCUUGACGGGGAGAUGGUCCAGCUGGAAAAAACGGCGGAGACCCGGGGAUGCGAUAUGCCGACGGAGCUCGACGACGGCGAUGACUGUGCAGCGGAUAGUGACGCGGUUCCCGAUGAAAUACCACAGAGAAAGCGCAAACGUAUCGGCCGCUUCCGCCACGACAACCCCGAAGCGGUGGCCCGUCUGGAAGCCGUCAUCCAGGUGAAUCCAUAUCAAUUCACGCCGGGGAAAAAACGCAGCGACGCUUGGGACACCGUCCUGCGCCUCCUCGGCGAGGAAUGCACGGGAACCGCCCGUAGCAAUCUGAAAGCUUUCGUUGAUCGCUGCUUGAACAUGACAGCGGAAGCCGCGCACCAAUUCAGCGACGCCGCCGGACCGGUGUUCCAGCGCUACAUGGCACUGCUGAACACCCUCACCAGUUUGCGGCGAAACAGAGUGACCGACUCACGGGCUCAGUGCCGUCGACAGGACGCAAGCGGGCAGUUGAAUGCCGUCGUGGAAAUCAAUCCGUAUCAGUACGAUACCGUCGACUCCAGGGAGAAGGCCUUCGUUUCCGCCGUGCAGCGGUAUUCCAAGACGACGCUGUCAGUGACAAAAUUGAAAUACGAAGGACGGGCGUUGGAAAAGCGCGUUAAAAGACGUCUCGAGCAGCUACCACAGCUUCUGGAACAGUACGAUCCGGCUAACGCCCCUGCGUCGUUGAAGGAAUAUGUGGAAGUGUUGCAAAAAAUCGCCGGUUUAAUGGACAACGGGGAUAGGUCGGUGCGGCGUUCGGCUCCGGUGUCCUGUUUCGUAAAACGGAGGAGACCGGUGUCGGAGGGGGUGCACGCGUGCACGGCGUGUAUGUUUUCCUUCGAGUCGGCGGCGUUGUUGGCGUUGCACACGCGGGGCCAUGACGCCGCCGCCGUGGAGGAGGGCGGGGACACCACGUGUCCGGGGUGUCAGGAGGAGUGCGGAUCGAUGACGGCGGUGAUUGCCCAUGUGGAGAAUCACCGCAAGGCUUACCGCCCGCGACAGCCGUGCUCGGAUUGUGGGCUGUAUGUGGAUGUGAAGUUCUUGGAGCAGCAUGUGAGGAUCAAGCAUCCCGAGAAGUCCGCGGAUCCGGCUGGGAAAUUCACCUGCGGAGUGUGUCAGAAAGAGUUUGGCGCGGAGAAACAGUUGGCUGCCCACAAACUGCAACACCGGUCCAAGAGCUGCCUGUACUGCGCCCAGUUGUGCCCUUCCUGGGUGGAACUGGGUCAGCACGCGAUGCAGCACAAACAGGCGGAGGGUUUUCCGUGCCCGCACUGCCCGAAAAUCUUCGCCACGUACCUCAUCCUGAGCCGGCAUUGCCGCGGCCAGCACGACGCCAAAGCGGUGUGUGUGUGCAGUAUCUGUGGCGUCGUGAAGCGGAACCAUGGCGCCUUGCGGCAGCACACGCUCCAGCACCAUUCCGGUACGGUUCCGCUUAUAUAUCCGUGUGAGCUGUGCGGGAAGGGCUUCCAGACCAAAUGGAAUCUGGGACGUCAUCGCCACCAGAAACACAGCAGCGGUUUGCGGGAAAAUUCGAGAAGCCGGGCAGCCGUCGACGACCGGAGGCCGUAAAUUUGCGAUGUACUUCGAGGCGUUUGAAUGCAUAGUGAGGGUGGUGGUUUAUCAUUUUCAGCAUUCGAAUAACUUCCGUUCCAGGUUUUUUGGGUUCUUCGUUCACGACGCAUUGUGAUUUGUUUUGUAUUAAGCCGUUACAGGAGGAUUUGUUUUGUUCUAUGAAAAUAAUUGAAUGAA